GGUUCCAGCUCCGCUCAGGGUUGGAAAGGAGAGAGUCUGCACCUCUCACAGAGCUUUUGUGGAGGAGCAGGAGAUGCUCGGAGCUUCCCCCUCACUGCCCUCCUACCCCUAGCCCACCAAAUCUGGGCUUGGGACAGCCUCACGUCCGGAGGUCGCAACUUUCCCCAGGAGUAGAGCGCACGGCUGGGGCACCCCAAAAGGGAAGGGGCAGAAGCCCCCAGGAACUUCACAAACUUCUUUGGGGCAGACCAGAGGGAAAGCAGCAGCCUAAGCCCACAGGAGGAUGUAGAGCCGCAGCUACUGAACAAAACUGUGCCCUCAUUCCUCUCCGCCCCACCUCCGACCUCUAGCCAGUCAUGGGGGCUGACUGCUGCGCUUCGUCCCGGGACAGAAUGGGCUGGUCCUCCAGGUCUCUGGCUUAGCCCCUGGGGUGCCAACCCCAGGGACUGCCCCCUUCUCCAGCCCCCUGCUGCUGGAUGUCCUGCUUUUAACUCCAUAUUGUCCCUCAGCAAGGCGGCAGGGCUGUCACUCACAGCCUCUCCCUGGCAAUCCUCUUUGGACUACUCCUGUCCUCUGCUAUGGAUAGCCCAGAGCCCUACUCUGUGCAGGCCACUGCGGCCAUCGCAGCCGUCAUCACCUUUCUCAUCCUUUUCACCAUCUUUGGCAAUGCACUAGUCAUCCUGGCGGUGUUGACUAGCCGCUCCCUUCGAGCCCCACAGAACUUGUUCCUGGUUUCCCUGGCUGCAGCUGACAUAUUGGUGGCCACCCUCAUCAUACCCUUCUCACUGGCCAAUGAACUGCUGGGAUACUGGUACUUCCGACACACCUGGUGUGAGGUCUACCUGGCCUUGGAUGUCCUUUUCUGCACCUCCUCCAUCGUGCACCUUUGUGCCAUCAGCCUGGACCGCUACUGGUCAGUGAGCCGUGCCCUGGAGUACAACUCCAAGAGGACCCCCCGAAGGAUUAAGGGCAUCAUUCUCACUGUCUGGCUUAUUGCUGCCUUCAUCUCACUGCCUCCACUCAUCUACAAGGGUGACAAGGGCAAGAAACCUGGAGGCCGGCCGCAGUGUAAGCUUAAUGAGGAGGCCUGGUACAUCCUCUCCUCCAGUAUCGGUUCCUUCUUUGCACCCUGCCUCAUCAUGAUCCUGGUCUACUUGCGGAUCUACCUAAUUGCCAAGCGCCGCAACCGCCAGGGGCCCCAUGGCAAGCGGGCCCUUGGUGAUGGGGACACUGGGCCUUCUGGCCCUGGUGGGGCAUCUGCAAUAUCUAAGCUACCACCUUCUGUUCUCUCAGCUGUGGGUGAGGCCAAUGGACAUUCCAAGCCUCCUGGGGAGAGAGAGAGAGGGGAACAGAUUGGAGACCCACCUUCUACACCUCCCAACCAGAGCUCUGUGGGGCCAGAGGAUGGCAGUCAUAGGCAGGAGGAAGAAGAGGAAGAAGACGAAGAAGAAGAAGAGUGUGGGCCUCCAGCCCUUCCAACUUCCUCCUCUCCCCAAGGAACCUCAAACUUUCAGCCUCCCCAGGGCUCCCAGAUGUUGGCCACACUCAGGGGCCAGGUGCUCUUGGCCCGACAACCUGCCUCCCUGGGGCUGCAGCCAUGGAGGCGUAGGACCCAGAUGAACAGAGAAAAGCGUUUCACCUUCGUGCUGGCUGUAGUGAUCGGAGUCUUCGUCCUCUGCUGGUUCCCUUUCUUCUUCAGCUAUAGCCUAGGAGCCAUCUGCCCCCAACACUGCAAGGUCCCUCAUGGCCUUUUCCAGUUCUUUUUCUGGAUUGGUUAUUGCAACAGCUCCCUCAACCCUGUCAUCUAUACAAUUUUCAACCAGGAUUUCCGCAGGGCCUUCCGCAGGAUCCUUUGCCGCCAAUGGACUCAGACAGCUUGGUGAAGUGGGAUCCCAGUUAGGGUCCUUGAACCUGUCCUGUUUUAUACAGUGGAGCCAUUGAGCUGGGUAGCUCCCAGUGGCCUUUUCUCUCUACCUGGUACCUGAUUGUAGCCCUAAGCUCUUUGAAUCCCCCUCUUCUUGAUCAACUGGGGAGCCUGCUAAGGAGAGUAUUGUGUGUGGAUGAGUGUGUGUUUGUGAGUAUGUAUGUAUGUGUAUGUGUCCUGGAGCAUAAUUUUAUUUUUCCAGAACUUGGUGGGAUGGAGCAUUUGCUUUCCACUCUGUGCAGAGGGUGAGGCAGAGUGAGAUCAGGAUCAGAGGCCAAAUCCUGGAGAAGACCUCACAAUGGAAGAGAGACAGCUUUUUUCCUUAGCCCUGCAGUCCCCAAUCAAACUGGGUACCUUUCCCUUCUCAGGCUUCCCCAGUCAGCCUUGUCUGAAUUCCCUGGGAGGGCACCUACCUGGGAAUGUUUCCAAAGAGCAAGGAAGGCCAGACUUGAACAUUUCCAGGGAAGGCAAAUAUCUGAGGUGAUAGCGGAGCUGUAUCCUCCCUCCCCAACAGUACCCACUGCCCUGCAGGGCUCUGAGAAUUGUCGGCGGUUUUGUAUCCUGGCGCUUCCCUUUUUUCCUCCCUUCCUUUGGUUUGGGGCUCCUUUUCAGGAGAGCCUAUGCUUUGUUCCUUCGACUAGCUCCCCUGUGGGAGUCAGCAUGCCCUGCCUCUGCUUCACCCGGUGAGCCUGGAUCACAGGCACUUCCCUACUCGGUGCCUCAGUCUCCCCCCUCUGCAAAAACCAGGGCAACAAUAGCUCGCCGCCUACUCACAGCAAGAAGAUGAAAGGGUUUGCAAAAUGCUUUGAGCUCUGUGGGGGAAUGGGCUGGAGAAAUAGAGAAAUAGAAAAUGUGAUUAUCCGGUGAUAUAAAAAUCUCCUUUUCUCUGUGUUUACCACCACCUGUCUUCCUAUGGAAUUUAGUUCUGUGCCUGUGUUGUAUGAAUCCCUACUCAAAACCUGGAAGCCAAGAGAAAGAAAGAAGAAAGUCGCUCCUUCUUUUACAGGGUCUCAUUGAAAAUGCGCUCCUCUUGCCUCCAAAGGUUUGAGUUAUUAUUUUGCAUGACAACGUCUUGACAUUUCACCUGAACACCAGGAGUUUCUUCUGCUGCCUUCUGUCCCCCGACACUGGAUAAGUCUUUUGUCAUCAGCCAGGCAAAUUAUUUCCCCUAAGAUGGUUAAAAAUACCCAGUCUGUGGGAACAAGCUGAGAGGGAUGGAUGAUAGAUGGGUGUCUGAGAUUUCAGGGGAAUGGGGGCUGUGCACUGGACUGGGCUGCUGUUGUCAGAGCAGGUAAGGGGAGCUCUGCAUUUCUUGUGGAAGUGCUAGGGAAGUCAGGUUGCUGGAGCCCAGGAUGCCCUGGCCUUCAGAGCCUUUCUCCAUUUUGACCUCAGUGUGUACACGGGGAUCAGCGCCUUUAGAGACUGAGUUUUGUGGCUCCGAACCUCUGUGACUGGGAAGUCUCAAAGCAGCUUAUCUUUUGACUCCUUCCCAGUCUCUGAACGUGGUGUCUGGUACAACUGAGAGUAUAUGAAUGAUAUCCCCAGUGCCCUCCCAGGGGAGUGUCUGGCUAUCUGCCUAUGAUACAGAACUCCUGUAGUAAUGGACAACUGGAGCCCACUUGGCUGUUCAUUUCCUAGAUGGGUGUGGGCAGUUCUGUAAGUCCGACUGCCUUCUAGCACUUCUGUGGUCUUGACCUCAGGCUGGCCUCAAGGGAGCUUUGGUUUUGGUGAAGAGAAGAGAGAAAGUGAGGAGGGUCCCUGGCUUAACAACUGGGGGAUGAGGAGAGAAUAGAUAAAUGGGCACCACCAAGCCCAGAGAAUGUCUUCUUUGGGAGGAGGGGCAAACUGGCCUUGACUGUAGCAGUCAGCAGGAAGGUGAGGAGCAUUCCCGAAGAGUAGACAUGACCACCAUUGUGGAGCCACAGACUAUGGGAAGGGACAGCCAGGCAACCUAUGCUUUCUCAUCUUGUUAUUUGUGCCCUGUGGCAUUCUCCUGUUUUGUCCUGACCCAGCAACGCUGCAUGCAGGUGUUUCUAAGAAGUCUGAGCUUUUUUUUUUUUAAACA
Messenger RNA from Trichosurus vulpecula (common brushtail), 3989 nucleotides. RefSeq names its product adrenoceptor alpha 2B (gene ADRA2B). The record is from RefSeq and is a predicted model, not a curated record. Gene Ontology annotation, cellular component: membrane. NCBI's taxonomy places the organism in Eukaryota, Metazoa, Chordata, Mammalia, Diprotodontia, Phalangeridae. The transcript has a single exon. Gene Ontology annotation, biological process: adenylate cyclase-activating adrenergic receptor signaling pathway; regulation of smooth muscle contraction; regulation of vasoconstriction. The coding region runs from base 579 to 1883 and encodes 434 amino acids. Gene Ontology annotation, molecular function: alpha2-adrenergic receptor activity.